Molecule: messenger RNA, 738 nt
Organism: Penicillium expansum
Lineage: Eukaryota; Fungi; Ascomycota; Eurotiomycetes; Eurotiales; Aspergillaceae
Exons: 1
Coding region: 1-738 (245 amino acids)
Source: RefSeq, a predicted model, not a curated record
AUGGAGCCAUUGAAACCCAAUAGUCAGCACAGCUAUCCUCCGAAAGACUACGACCAAGAGCAGUCGAGCUCCAUAACAGAUUCUCAAAGCAGCGACGAUGAAGACUGGUACCCUGGUGACGGUAUUUGUCCGCCAGAAACUCAGUUCCAAUCAUGCUAUCAAGCCAGUCUAGACUCCUGGAGCCAAGCAGCAUCCAGUCGUGACGGAGCACUUAAGUCGCUAGACAUGCAUUUGAGGGCUUUUCUAGGUCUCCUGGAAAAUGUCCCCCCUUUCUUCCACGAGCCGCCUAAGAACAUUGAGUUGACAGGUGGGACAAAGUCGCCGCUUGUCCUGCGGUCGUCAUUGCAUCUCAAGACUACGGGUCAUCCUAGAUGCAGCCAACACUGGAAGCCAAUUGAUUAUCUUCAAUGUCUUGGGUUUCCGCUGCCCACUUUCUAUCAAACCGACAUGGAAGAACCAGUACGCAGUAUCACGCUUGCAACACGGGAAUUGCGACCCGCAUACCUCACAAGUAUUGUCUUGGCUUGGUCAUAUAUUUUGUCUUCUCGCUGGGUGGAAAUAUUGCAGUCUGCUGGCGAGGAUUGUACCCUUUUCCAUGAUAGUAGUGAUUCGAUGAUCGAAAAUUUUUGGGAACUCAUUACACAAGGUCGUUGGCUAGCUCGGGUGAAGAGAGGACAGGCCAAGUCAUACUCACCCUGGAUGCUACGAGGCGAAGAUAAGAGUCAUAACAAAAGGUAA